Acipenser ruthenus (sterlet) is the source of this 1156-nucleotide messenger RNA. RefSeq lists its product as uncharacterized. Gene Ontology annotation, molecular function: nucleic acid binding; aspartic-type endopeptidase activity; zinc ion binding. The record is from RefSeq and is a predicted model, not a curated record. The transcript has 2 exons. Gene Ontology annotation, biological process: proteolysis. NCBI's taxonomy places the organism in Eukaryota, Metazoa, Chordata, Actinopteri, Acipenseriformes, Acipenseridae. The coding region runs from base 20 to 1156 and encodes 378 amino acids.
CUCCCAUGUCUUACAGAAGAUGACGCGGGAGGAUGAUGUGGAAGCGUUUUUGUUGGCGUUUGAACGUACGGCCACCCGGGAGGGAUGGCCAAUUGAGAAAUGGGCUGGAAUUCUGGCCCCGUUUUUAGUAGGUGAAGCCCAGAAGGCAUAUCAUGAUCUGAGCCCACAGGAAGCUGAGAGUUACCCCCACUUAAAGGCCGAAAUCCUGGCACGGGAAGGGGUGACCUCCGCUGUACGGGCACAGAAAUAUCAUGCCUGGGGAUAUGCACCCGGGGUUCCACCCCGGUCGCAGAUGUUCGACCUGAUCCAUUUGGCCACUAGGUGGCUCAGACCGGAGGUAAAUAAUGCCGAGAAAGUUAUAGAGGUUCUAGUGAUGGAUCGGUAUUUACGGUCUUUACCGGCCCCACUAAGGAAGUGGGUCGGACAAGGAGACCCCAGUACCAUAAAUGAAUUCGUCGACCUAGUGGAGCGGCAGUUAGCCGCGGAGGAGCUUUCUCGUCAGCCCCAGAUCCCCGCAACAAGGAGCCCGAAACCACCAGCUUGGGCAUUCAAAUCGGGUAAGCAACCGGCGAUGCCGGAAAGGGGUGAAGAGCGGCCAGAGGUCGUGAAGGGACUGGGGACAAUUGGGAGGUUGAGGCCCGAGACACCAGGGUAUGGCUAUCUCAAGUGUUUUAAGUGUAAUCAGAUGGGCCACAUUGCCAAGUAUUGUAAAAGUGAGGAAAAGAUGGAGUGCAAUGUGGUCAAGUAUAGUGAAGCAGAAAACCACUUUUGUGGAAAUAUUAUUGUUCCACGUCACCCGGUGGGGACGUACCCUUAUCUAGUGUGGGUCACACUUAAUGGGAAAAAGGCGGAGGCUCUCGCCGAUUCAGGUAGCGCAAUUACUUUAGUCACGCUUGAUUUGUUAUCAGACCACGUGCUAGAUUAUGAUUUUAAAACAGGGGUUACUUGUAUUCAUGGGGAUGUUAAACACUACCCAACUGCUGUAGUCUCCAUUGGAAUAGGGACCCAGGUUGUAGACUUAAGGGUUGGAGUAGUUCCCCACCUUCCCCACCAAGUAAUCCUUGGCAGAAACGUACCAGGGUUUGAUACCUUGGUGAAAUUCAAUAAGCCGAAGAAAGGAAGUCCCGCCGACAACGGCGACAAGAACGAGAUUUAA